AUUGGCUAUUCAAAGAAAUCAAGUAUAAAGCCUAAAUUUACAUAAGCCAAGGUUUUGAUGAGUUGGUAAAAUUUUUCUCUGUUAUUCCAACUAACUUAAUUUAUAAAAAAGAAUCAUUGACUUUGUAUGGUAUUCAAUAAUUGCGUUUCAAAUAAUAUAUAAAAAAAAAAAGCAAAAAAAAAAAGCAAAAAAACGAAAACAGAAAGAAUCUCCUUGAAGCUGAUAACCUUUAUUUUCAAUGGAAUAGAGAGCACUUGAAAGUCUGUUGGUUACUUUCCUCUGCUUGUCUCACCAAUCUCUCUGUUUCUGUUUGCUUUCAAUUUUUUUUUUUUUUCCUCGUUCUUUGCUGACCAGAAAGACGUAGAGAGAAAACAUGGAAGAAGGGCUACUAACAAGGUCUGUUAUGGUUGAUCAUGAUGCCAAUUUCAAGACUGAUGGGCUUGGUGACUGCACUGACAAACUGCCGAAUGACUCGGCCACACUUGUUGCUGUUCUAAGCACCUUGGUGGCUGUUUGCGGUUCUCUCUGCUGCGGCUUCGGUUUUGGAUAUAGUUCACCUGUUGAGUAUGGAAUCAUGGAAGACUUGAACCUUUCUGUUGCAUCUUACUCAGUGUUCAGUUCAAUAUUGACGGUUGGAGGAGCGGUUGGUGGACUGGCAAAUGGAAGGAUAACUGACCUCAUAGGUCGCAGAGGUACAAUGUGGUUCUCUGAAAUCUUCUGUAUGGCCGGGUGGUUUUCAAUAGUAUUUGCCAAGAAUGAUUGGUGGUUGGAAUUCGGAAGAGUAUUACUGGGUUUUGGAAUGGGAAUUCUUUACUAUGUGGUUCCUGUAUAUAUAGCUGAAAUAGCACCAACAAAUCUUCGAGGUAGAUUUACUUCGGCUCAUCAGUUGAUGUCAUGUUAUGGAACUUCAUUAAUGUUCUUCAUGGGAAAUGCUGUAACCUGGCGAACUUUGGCUGUAAUUGGUGCUAUUCCAUCUGUACUACAUAUUUUAGGAUUGUUUUUCAUCCCAGAGUCUCCCAGAUGGCUGGCAAAAGUUGGUAAACGUAAAGAGCUUGAAGCCACUCUGCAGUCUCUCAGGGGAAAGAAUACUGACAUUUGUCAGGAAGCAGCUGAUAUUAUGGAUUGCACAGAAAUAUUUCAGAAGCACUCGGAAAGGUUUUUAGAUUUGUUCCAGUGGAGAUAUGCGUAUUCACUCACUGUCGCAGUUGGGCUUGUGGUACUUCCACAGCUUGGAGGGUCCAGUGGAAUUUUUUGCUAUGCAAGCUCUAUAUUUGCUGAUGCUGGUUUUUCAAGAAGCAUUGGGACAAUAGCAGUGGCAAUUAUCCAGAUACCUGCUGUUACUUGGAGUGUGCUCUUGAUCGAUAAAUCAGGAAGACGACCACUUCUACUGAUAUCUGCAGCUGGAAUGUGCCUGUGUAGUUUUCUUCUAAGCUUGGCAUUCUACUUUCAGGGCCUCCACCAGUUGAAGGAGCUUACUCCCAUGAUGGUGUUUAUUGGCAUACUGGGAUAUAUUGUAGCAUUCUCAUUUGGGUUAGCAGGACUACCAUGGGUUAUAAUGUCAGAGAUAUUCCCUGUAAAUGUCAAGGGUUCAGCUGGAAGUGUAAUGAGUUUUGCAAAUUGGACAUUGUCCUGGAUAGUUGUAUUUACUUUCAAUUUUAUGAUGGAAUGGAGCUCAUCUGGAACAUUUUUCAUCUUCUCAGUCCUUUGUGGUUCAGCUGUAGUUUUCGUUGCAAAGCUAGUACCAGAGACUAAAGGAAAAACUUUAGAAGAAAUACACGCUUCAAUUACACAUUUUUAAUUCUGUAAUAAGAUGAACCUCCCAUUUAUUUGGGAAUAUGUGUUUAAACUCGAUAUUCUUUGCCUCUUGGUUUAUGGGGGCAUCAUCAGUUAUUCGGUUUAGAAACUUAGAAUAUAAUACAAUAAAGAAGCAUGUUUUAUCGAGUAUUUAGAUGUAAAUAUCAAUAUUUUAUUACGAUUCAGGACCACAUUAUAGGACAAUGGCAAAGCAUAAGCAUGAAGAUUAAGACUCGCUUUUCUUAAAGCAUGUUUCAAACACUCACUUUUUCUUUAA
Ziziphus jujuba (common jujube) is the source of this 2071-nucleotide messenger RNA. RefSeq names its product sugar transporter ERD6-like 5. The record is from RefSeq and is a predicted model, not a curated record. The transcript is spliced from 18 exons. Gene Ontology annotation, cellular component: membrane. The coding region runs from base 374 to 1798 and encodes 474 amino acids. Gene Ontology annotation, biological process: carbohydrate transport; transmembrane transport. Gene Ontology annotation, molecular function: sugar transmembrane transporter activity. NCBI's taxonomy places the organism in Eukaryota, Viridiplantae, Streptophyta, Magnoliopsida, Rosales, Rhamnaceae.